Molecule: messenger RNA, 3303 nt
Organism: Larimichthys crocea (large yellow croaker)
Lineage: Eukaryota; Metazoa; Chordata; Actinopteri; Sciaenidae
Exons: 7
Coding region: 112-864 (250 amino acids)
Biological process (GO): positive regulation of cell population proliferation; cell adhesion
Cellular component (GO): plasma membrane
Molecular function (GO): stem cell factor receptor binding; cytokine activity
Source: RefSeq, a predicted model, not a curated record
UUUCACUAUACGCUUGGACAUCACACACAUACACACAAUGAGCUCUGUCUUUGAACUGGAAACACUUCAUUUCAUGCAUUGGAUUUGAGUAACUGCGGAUUUUUGCUCCAUAUGAGGAAGAAAAUCUUGAAAGCACCUUGUCUCUUCUUGAGUCUGUUCACAAGUUUGAAUCUCUGCUCUGGGAAAUUUGGGACACCGAUCACUGAUGAUGUGAGCAAGCUGUCGUUAUUGAAGCAGAAUAUCCCCUCUGAUUAUGAGAUUCCUGUUAGUUACAUUCCCAAAGAAGUGGCUGGCACGUGCUGGGUGGUGUUAAAUAUCUAUCCUUUGGAGGAAAGUCUUUGUAAGCUCGGCAACAUGUUUGGCGCCAUCUCCUCCAACAAAGAAAACAUAAUUGUCUUCAUUGCCAUGCUGAAGAGUUUACGCUUCACCUUUGACCACGAGGAACUGGAAACGGCGAUGCAAGUCUUCCAGUGUCACUAUCAGGAAGGGCGCCUAAUGUCUGGUCUUUAUUUCGACUACAUCAAAGACGUCUUACAAACCGCCUCUGAAGGAACAUCAGGCUUCUCGUGCAAGCCGCCACCGUGCAAUGCACGACAACCAGGGGGUCAGGAGAAGGGUCGUGAAUACAGCUGGUCGAGAGCUCCCUUGCUGCUGACUCUCAUCCCCUUUACAGCUUGUGUUAUUAUCCUAGUGUGGCUGGUGAAGUCUGGAAGGCGUUUACCACUUUGCAACACUGAAAAUAACCAAAUGGCACCUUCUGACAUGAUCCCAACUGUGUCUAUCUCCAUCCCGCUUCAAACGCUCACCCACACUGCUGACACUCAGCCAGUGGGGGAGGCGAUCCCUGAACACGAGAGUGGAUGAAGCAUGACUAACAGCAAAAAGGGAAAUCUGGACAGCAGCACAACAACUCACUUUCCAGGUUGUUCCGUUAUUGGCAGGAUCCUGCCAGAUAAACGAGUGUGAACUGACACUCUUCCUCUGCUUUCACUCAUCAGAGUGCAUGGACCAUGAGCGACGAGAGAAAAACUCACCUGCUCGUGAAGGCAUUGCAAAAUCCCCCCUGGCACUUCUAGCGUUCAGCCAUCCUACAAGGUUGCUUGGGACCAAAGGAAAAACACAAUGGUUGGUUAUCUGCCAAAAUGGCUGGUGAAGUACAUUAAUUGUCUCAUCUUGGCCAGUGUUUAACAGCAUUUGGCUUUGGCCUUCUCCGAGCAGACCAAGUUGAUUUUGUUACAUUCCUGCCACUCUGAACUGUUCCACUGUCCAUUCAGGGUGUUGCCCUGCUCUAGUUAUGUCCAAAAUGUCCAAAUGUUAUCACACUGUUUGGAGGACGGCAUUUCAUUCUGACAUGGGGUCCCUGUCUGCAAUUUUUUGGCUGUGUCCCGGUGGUUACAGAGACUGUCCUUUCACUGCUGUAGAGUCAACUGACAAUACACUGAAUCCCAACAUGCUUCUCUGACUUCUACUGAAAUGUGUUUAAUGCGGACAAGUGCAUUUCAAUUACAACAACACCAGAGUUACAAGGGGGUGAUUGAAGAAGCUGCAUUUGAUCUACUGUAGCCUGUUGUUGACGUUAUUCUGAUCUGUGAUCUGCCACAAAUCGCCAACCUGCUAGUCGCAAACAACACGCCGAGCAGUUCAACAAGCGUCCUACUUUGUGUAUCAAAGAUCUGACCAGAUGGCAGAUAGCCAUCGCCAGAGGCACUUUGAAUCCCGUCAUUGUGUUUCAAAGCUGUUGCCCAGUGAUCUAUAGCUGCUGCUCUGCUGCAGUGAGUGUGUUAGAGUUUUUAAUGCCUUAUUCACCGAGUCAAUCACGUUCAGUCAUGAGAACAUGACUCCCCGAGUGUGAGCGCUCUUGUACUGUAUGUGUCAGAGAGAGGGAGCGAGGGACAGGACAGGCAGGACGAGGGAAAGUGAGGGAGAUAGGGAUGGAUAGAUGGACGGACAGACGGAUGAGCUCAGUGAGAAGCAUAAGGAGGGCUUGUUCUCGUCACAAAAGAACUGGCCGUAGGCUGGAGGAAAUACCAGUUACAAACACGACUGAUGUCGGCAGAUCCCUAUGAAUCAACAGGCGAAGAAUCUUUCCAAACCGCAGGCUAUGUAGCCUCAUCUACAGAGGAUUGUUAGCAUUUCAAUAACAGUUUUCUGUAUUCUAAUGAUUUACUUCCAAAACACAUCAAUGAAAUAUGGAUCGUCAAUUUAUUAGAAUAAGGUAUACAAAUUACUUGUUCGCUUGCUUUUCCGCUGAGCAGUUUGUAGAAUUUUCUUUGUUUUUGUGAAAAUGUAUUUUGUGUAUUUGUGAGAUGUUUAAAUUAUUGUUUACAAGAUAAACCACUUACAAAAAGGUAAUGAUCUUUUUCUACAGUUGUAAUAGUUAAAAUUGAUGUCAUGAAUGUAUGAGGGGUAGACAAAAUACUGUGAAAACACACAUUUAAAAGGAAGUAAACCAUUAUCGUGAAGCGUACUACAGCGCUGGGUCAUGUAGUCAGAUGCCAGUAGCUAUAUUUGUCACCCCCCUAUAUGCAUGUAUAUUGUAAAUCUGAUCACUUGUCAUGAUUUACAAGACUUUGACUGAAGCUUGUUUGACUGUUUGUCUGUUAUCUGUCUCAUAUUGUUUUUUUUUUAAAUAAUUCACAUAUAAAAGUGCUUAUGUCUUUUAUGUGUAGUUGAUUGGCAUUCACAUUCAGAAUACCAUAUGACCCACAUACGUAGCACUUUAUGACAGUGAUUUGGUCAACGUACCUUUUAACGAAAUGUUUGAAGAACAUUGAAGAGGCGACAUUAUUUUGUCCACCCCGUGCAAACAAGAAAAAUCAUGUUGUCAGUAUUAUAUGUAUGAUGUGAGACUAUUUGUCAACAAUGUAAAGAAAUAGAUAUUGGUAUAUCCUAUUAAUGUUGUAGUAACAAGAACUCAAUGAACUUGCAAAAAGAUGCAACGAAGAGCCUGAUUUAAGGUUUUUGAAGUGAGAUCUUGAAUCUUACUCGUAAGCAUCUCAGAUCAGAGAUCAUACAUGUACAUGAUCAUGUAUGUCACCGACUCAGGCCUCCCUGACCACUGACGUCAUUUCAAAGAGACACAAAUUCACUGGCAGGAUGCUUUUUUUUUUCCAUUUCCAUGGUUAUUGAUAGCACAAAUAACAACAGAUAAAAAGUGUUUUUUGGUGAUUAAACUUGUAAUAAAACAGAAUUUGUGGUUUUAAUGUAUCAUAUUGAGCUGGAUCCUGUUUUACUCCAACUUCUUUGUUUCCAUCGGACAUUUGACAGCAGUUUACUUUUUUUUUAAAGAUAUGUAAAGUGAUG